Molecule: messenger RNA, 828 nt
Organism: Eimeria necatrix
Lineage: Eukaryota; Apicomplexa; Conoidasida; Eucoccidiorida; Eimeriidae
Product: mitochondrial carrier domain-containing protein, putative
Exons: 1
Coding region: 1-828 (275 amino acids)
Source: RefSeq, a predicted model, not a curated record
AUGGCUCCAGGAGCGCAGCAGGAGCAAUUGCUGCACCAGAAGUUCUCGUCAGGAGCAAGCGCAGCGCGGAGGAUGCCGGACUCCUUUGAGUUGCUUGUAAGUGCUGCCGUCAGUGGCCUUGUAACUAAGACAGCUUGCGCCCCAAUGGAUCGCCUGAGGCUUCUUUACCAAGUCCAGGGCAUGCUGCGGCACAGCCAGGAACACCAGCGAAGAGCCCCGUCUCCAACAGCAAAAGAGGGGGCCUCUGUAUUCCAGGCUUCUAGGGCCAGAGACAUAAAUAAAUACGGAGGCAUCGUUGAUGCUCUCAGAGUUGUAGUUAAAGAGGAAGGCAUAAGGGGCCUCUGGAAGGGAAACGGAGUAAAUGCAAUGCGAGCUGCUGCUUGUUACGCCAUCAAAUUUCCGGCGAACGAUCUAGCUAAGCGAGCCCUCGGAGACAGAAGCAACAAGCACGGAAGCAGCAGCGCAGUCAGCCGCAGCAGCGACGGCAGCAGCCUGAUCUCUCUGCUUCUAGCUGGGGCUAUUGCUGGGUCACUGCAGAAGACCCUGUCAUACCCUUUGGAUCUCCUGUCCGUUAGAAUAGCUGUUGGCGUGAAUGCCUCAGCCUUGGGCCGCGCAGGGUCUUCACACGCUGCAGCGUCUUGCGGCAGCAGCAGCAUUAGUAAAACUGGCUGUGGCAAUGAGGGUUAUAGGGGGGUGCUGGAUUGUGCAAAACGGGUGUGGCUACUGGAGGGUCCUAGAGGUUUUUUUAAAGGCUACUCAGUCACCCUUUGGUCUGGCGUGCCAUACGUCAUGCUACAGAUGACAUUUUUUGAUUUGUCAAGGAGGUAA